AUGGCAGUAGACCAGUCGGAAUAUGUUCCAUUCGGUGUAGCAGGGGAGUUUAAUCAUGACUCAAGUGCACAUGGCGGUGUCAAUGUCAAUGGGAACAACCCGGAGAAUCCCGCAUUGCGUUUGACUGCCGACGACGGCACAGAAACGGAGCUGGGCAAUGUCGAAAAUGUCGAACCUGUUGCUGGCGGGCUCGUGAGAGCUAUGACGGGACUAGAGAAUGACCUCUCCUCAGUGAGAUCACUGAUCAAGUCAAAGACUCCUUCUGAUGUUCAAACGAUCGUCAUCGACCAUGGUGACACAGCACAGUUACAGCAACAAGACCAAGAGGGUCAGGUUUCUGCUCCCGAGUCGCCUGGAAACGAUCUUGCAGGUAUCGGCGGGACACUUGGAGAGGAAAGGAUGGAAGCCGACGACAAGCUUGAGCUGUCGGAUGCCGAAGGCGAGGAUGCAGACGACCUCUGGAGCUUGCUCGACGACAACCUCAUCACCCCACCGCCACACGAUGGCAAGAAGUUUCUUCCCUUGAACGAGCUUCGAAGGAUCAUUGCGAAGCCCAAGGUCCGGCGGGCGUUGAGAAGCAUUUUCCCGGACGAGAAGGCUGCUGAGUACGCCAACGCCGUGUGCAACAGGACCAUCUACAACGACAACCAACGGACGACGCGGCAGAGGAUGUUCGCCAUUCUUGUGCUCACGGAAAACAUUGGCGCUUUACCCAGCCUCAUUGACGAAGACCUCCACGACGCACACCUCCCUUUCCAGGAAGUUCGAGACGAAGGCGGGAAGAAAUGGUACUUGUGUUGCAAAGGGAAAGACGGCACUCGCAUUCGAUUCGAGGGAAGUCGCAAGUGGACAAACCCGAAGAUCAAAUCCUUUGUUGACAAGCAGUGGCACUUUCUCUCUCCUUUCUUCGACAUGUUGGCAAACAAGCCGUUGGCAUAUCUUCUCGAGCCCAUGGUCAUUCUUCCCUUUCUUGAUGGGGACGAGGGACACCACAACACGGUCUAUGGCGGUUACAGCACGGUUUGGAGAGUCAAGAUCCACCAUGCGCAUCAUAACUAUACACACCGUGCGGAACCUUACUUUGCGAUCAAGAAGCUGCUUUCCGUCGACAAGCGUGCCUUCAACCAGGAGCUUCAGGCGCUGAAGACGUUCAACCGUCAAGGCCACAAACACCUGACCAAGUUGCUGGCGACGUACGAGUAUCACGGUUACCGGUUUUUCCUCUUUCCAUGGGCGGACGGCAACCUCCGAGAGUUCUGGCAGAGAUUUGAUCGUCCGAAACCAAGUCUUCAACUAGUCAAGUGGGUAGCAGAGCAGUUCGCUGGCCUAGCGUCUGGCCUCGAGCUCAUUCAGCAUCCGCCGCGGGACAGUAUGAAGGUGGAAGACCCCAAAGAUUAUGGUCGACAUGGAGACUUGAAGCCAGAGAAUGUGCUAUGGUUCAGGGACAGCGAUCAACCUCACAACGUCCCGGGCGACGGUAAUCUCAAGAUUACGGAUUUCGGCCUGACCCGAUUCCACCGAGACAUUACCAAGUCCAAGGACAAUGCUCGAGGGCUUGGCGUUUCACUGACAUACAAGGCCCCCGAGGUCGAUGUGGUUGACCGUGUUUCUCAGGCUUACGACCUCUGGACUAUGGGCUUACUCCUUCUAGAGUUCGUGACUUGGUAUCUCAAAGGAUGGGAAGGCGUUGAUGAAUUCUCCAAAAAUCGAUCAAAAGACGACGUUGGGAACGAGUUCAGUAUGGACACAUUUUACAACCUUGGAACGCAAAACGGGAGGACAGUCGCUAUCCUGAAGCCAUCCGUCAAGAAGGUAUGUGACUUCAUCUCCUACUGCUUUUUCGGGUGCUCAUGCAAGGCACAGUGGGCUCAGCAUUUACACCAAGACCCUCACUGCUCUCUCUUUCUCCAUGUUCUCAUCACCUACAUCACGCACCACCUGAUCCGGGUGAACUACAACGAGAGAGACACGAGCAAGGAAGUCGCACAGAAGUUGAAGGAUAUGGCCGAAAAAUGCGCAAGAGAUCCGCAAUAUGCGUGGUAUGGAUGUCCUAAGCCUCCGAACAAGUCCGACACUGCCCGCACCGACAACACUGUCUCGGAUGACGGCUAUGGCGGCGCAGACCGCCAAGAAGUUGCGGAUUCGUGCCACACUUCCCCAGAGACCUGCUUCCACGAUAUCUACAAACCAGAUCCUAUGGAAGACGUCGUUGCGCUGGAUGAUCUGCGCAAUGACACUCCAACACCUACCCGCAGAACCUUUGCCAAUGGGUCAGACGUUAUGCCUCCUCCCAGAAGCAACACCACCAUGCAACAAGCUUUACACGAGCAAACCCCCGAAACAAUGGGGUUCCCCUAUCAGUAUCAGUUUACUUCGGCACUGACGCACAGCCCUCCCCCCAGCCCACACUUUACUAGCCAGGCAAGCACAAUCACCGAGAACGGUGAUGAAGAGCGCUUGACGUUGAAAAGGGACCGGGACGAUAUUUUUAAUGACUCACUAGGACGGGAGGUAAAGCAGCCGAAGCUGGAUGCCAAUGGUAUGGGCUUAUAA
Colletotrichum higginsianum IMI 349063 is the source of this 2553-nucleotide messenger RNA. RefSeq names its product Protein kinase domain-containing protein. Gene Ontology annotation, molecular function: protein serine/threonine kinase activity; ATP binding. The coding region runs from base 1 to 2553 and encodes 850 amino acids. Gene Ontology annotation, biological process: peptidyl-threonine phosphorylation; peptidyl-serine phosphorylation. The record is from RefSeq and is a predicted model, not a curated record. The transcript is spliced from 4 exons. NCBI's taxonomy places the organism in Eukaryota, Fungi, Ascomycota, Sordariomycetes, Glomerellales, Glomerellaceae.